Molecule: messenger RNA, 727 nt
Organism: Cyprinodon variegatus (sheepshead minnow)
Lineage: Eukaryota; Metazoa; Chordata; Actinopteri; Cyprinodontiformes; Cyprinodontidae
Gene: il10
Product: interleukin 10
Exons: 5
Coding region: 153-710 (185 amino acids)
Source: RefSeq, a predicted model, not a curated record
AAAUGAACCCCAAAACAUGCACAUCUCAGCUUUAAAGCAACAUCCUGCAAGGAGCAUCUUUUUUUGGGGGGUGUCUUCUUGAAAAUCAAGCCGUGUCUUUAAUUCCCCGAGGCUCCUCUCUGUCCAGCAUCAUCAUCAGCAGCAGCAGCAACAUGACUCCUGGGUCUCUCCUCCUGUGCGUCCUGCUCCUUCUUUCCGUUUUCCAAUUUCGUCGCUGCGUCCCCGUCUGCAACAACCAGUGCUGCCGCUUCGUGGAGGAAUUCCCCGUCAGGGCGAAGAAGCUGAGGCAGGACUAUAAACAGAUCAGAGAUUUCUAUGAAGCAAACGAUGACUUGGAUAAAGCCUUGUUAGACCAGAGCGUUGAGGAUUCCUUGAACCCAGCGAGCCCAUUUGCCUGCCAGGCCAUGAACAGCAUCCUGGACUUUUACCUGAGAACGGUUCUGCCGACCGCCGUGGCCGGAGUGACCGAAGAAACCACAGAUUUGAAACCUCACGUGGAGUCCAUACAACAAAUUUUCGAUGAGCUCAAGAGUGAUGUCACCAGAUGUAGGAACUACUUCUCCUGCAAGAAGCAGUUUGACAUCAAAAACCUAAACCAGACGUAUACACAGAUGGAGAAUAAAGGCAUGUUUAAAGCCAUGGGGGAGCUGGAUGUGCUGGUCAACUACAUCGAGAUGUACCUGGCAUCCAAGCGGCUCAGACAUCAUUAACAGGGAUCUUUAUCAAC